Messenger RNA from Megalobrama amblycephala (Wuchang bream), 1695 nucleotides. RefSeq lists its product as uncharacterized. The transcript is spliced from 4 exons. The record is from RefSeq and is a predicted model, not a curated record. Gene Ontology annotation, molecular function: tumor necrosis factor receptor binding. The coding region runs from base 213 to 932 and encodes 239 amino acids. Gene Ontology annotation, biological process: immune response. Gene Ontology annotation, cellular component: membrane. Lineage: Eukaryota; Metazoa; Chordata; Actinopteri; Cypriniformes; Xenocyprididae.
GUAAAGAAUUUGGCUGUGAGUCAAGUACAGGUCUUGCAUGAGCAAAGCAGGAAGCGACACUGGAUUGACUGGACCGAGAGCCUCAUGUUUUCAAGGUGCCGAAACUUCACGAGUAGGCUGUUUGUUUUUGGGCGUUGAAGAAAACACGUGGGAGAAAUAGCAUAUAUAGUGGAGUCCGAGGGAAUGAAGCGGUGCUUUUUAAACUAUCCAUUAUGGAGAUGGGAAAAGAAGAGAUCGCCGGUAAAGACUACUUGGUUUUAAUGGAACCCGAGCCCGUGAGCCGUCUGAAGACACAGUACCGCUCACUGCGGCGACAGCUAUGCUUCAUCCAGUCCAUCUGCGUGCUAAUCUGCGUCACCUGCUGCCUGUUUACGAUCAUAUAUCACUCAUACCCGUCGACGUGCAAGGAAAAUGGAACUAAGGAAGCAGCUAAAUAUGGAAUGCAGCAUCAGGGAAGUGAAGAAAGGACCCAGACACAAACAAUCUCAGUCACUCGUCUGACAGUUAACCCUGAUGCUUUUAGAGAAGCAAAACAUGUGCCAUGGAAGCAUGCAAGAGAUCCAGACAAUACCGGAUACUUCACCUUAGAUAAAGACGGUGAAUCUCUGAUGGUCCUUCGUGGCGGAACGUACAAAGUUUCUUUGCAGAUCACGUACAGAGGAGUCGAAAAACGCAAUGAUACCUUAAUUCUGCAGCAUGAUAUUCAUCGGUAUACUGACAGUUAUGUUGGAUAUCUACCUCUGCUCACCUACCUGGAAACAGUGAACUUUACGUCCCCAUAUUGGAGGAAAAGUCUGUUCUCUGAAGGUAUUUUUCCUCUUGAAUUUGGGGAUAAACUCAAGGUGUGGACCAACAGUCUGUCCCUCAUUGAUGUUGGAGAAAAAUUGGAACAAAAAACAGCCUUUGUGGUGUAUCCUCAUUUUUCCACAUGAGAAUUUGGAGAAAAGGAAAAAAAAGACAUUUCUCCUUUGCAUAAAUGUUGAAAGGGCUGCCAUGAUGCAUCAUAUUCAUUUGUCUGUGAUUACCUUGUCAUCUAAACCAAUUCUUCUGUUAGGUCAGCAGAAUCAUUUGGAUGUCAGAUAUAUUUGAGAUAUAAUCAAUAACAGAGCCAUGUACAGAAGGAAAAAAUAAUGUGGUACCGUGACAGUGUCACAUGUCAGUACCAGUGUACUUUGAAAUAUACUAUAGUACUUAAAUUCUUUCAUUCUAGGGUAGUUUUUCAAGAACAACAUGGAACAUGUCAAAAUGCAUUUUAAAGCAUUACAACUGAGGAGAAAUUGUAAUAAAGUAUUUUGUUUUUAGUUUGAUUGAAGUGGUCCAAAAAAUGAAACUUCCCAGUGAUGUCAAAGCUUUAUGUGCACAAACGUAUUGGAUGUUAUAAUAUUUAUACCAUUGUAACCUUAUUUCAUGCUUUUUAUGCUAUUUAUGUUUGAUAGUUGAGGAUUUGGGCUGUUAAUGCAAGGGUUACAAUUUCAGUAAUAUUACAGAAUGAAGAGAAUGAUCAAUAUCCUUAUAUGGGCGCUGUCAUUGGAAUUAGUAGGUUAUAACUUUGGAUUUAAAGGGCUAGCAGUUUCCUGAAAUCACAAUAUCACCUUCAUAAUGAUUUGCAUGAAAGAUCUUUUAUGUACAUGAAUACAUGUUCAAAAUUGCAUUAUUUCUCUGGCCAUAAAGCAUCAAUAAAUACUAUUACAUAAA